Molecule: messenger RNA, 6244 nt
Organism: Exaiptasia diaphana
Lineage: Eukaryota; Metazoa; Cnidaria; Anthozoa; Actiniaria; Aiptasiidae
Exons: 26
Coding region: 76-6240 (2054 amino acids)
Molecular function (GO): protein binding
Source: RefSeq, a predicted model, not a curated record
GUCACACGAUAGCACGAGCACUAUUAGUAUUGACUUACACUGCUUAGUAAGUUUCAGCCGGCAUGUGAUCACAAAAUGACUUUUAAAUUUUAUUUCUUCUGCAUUUCCCUGCUCUUUGCUGCUUUUCCGACAUCAGUAAUUUCAGAUUGUUAUAACGUUGAAAUUGGGCUCACCAACAAAGCACGAUUCGGCGAUGCGCUGAUCACUACCACAUCCUAUCUUGACAAUGAUCACCUACCUGUUCAAUCUCGCCUGGACAGCGGCAGUUGCUGGAAACCAAAUACAACUAGCUUGGCAACUGACUACCUUCAAAUCGAUUUGGGUUCGUUGUACAGACUUUGUGGCGUGGUGACAAGAGGUAGUCCAAAGGGUGGUGUUUCAGAAUGGACAACAAAGUACAAGCUACAUUAUUCAUUAGAUAACGUUGUAUGGACUGUUUAUAAAGAGAAUGGUGUCACUAUGGAAUUCACUGGUAACACUAAUGGCAACUCGGACGCGAAGAACAAACUCGUGGUCUCGCCAAAAGCCAGAUUUGUCAGAAUUCAGCCAACGGGGUAUCAAGGCUUUAAAUGCCUGCGUGUGGAGCUAUAUGGAAAACAACAAGCCUGCAAAGAAUCUUUGGGUAUUUUCAAUAGAGGUGUAGAUGAUUUAGCGAUGACAGCAUCGAGUAACCAAAAUACCGCUUCACGUGGCCGUCUGUACAACGCCAAGGCUUGGUGCAGCUCAGUAACAUCAAAUACACAAUACCUWCAAGUAGAUCURAGUCAAAUAAAAACUAUCAACGGUAUAGCAACACAGGGAGACCCAACAAGCAGUGCCUGGUUAACUAGCUUUACAAUACAAUAUAGUGUAAAUGGAAAGAAUUGGAAAGAUUUUACUGAUGGAAUGUCUACCAUAAAGAACUUUACUGGUAACCUAGACAGCAACAAUGUUCGCGUUCAUUGGUUUAACAAAGCCAUGGCAGCUCAAUAUGUACGAGUUUAUGCACAAACAUGGAAAACUGGUAUCUGUCUAAGAAUGGAACUCUAUGGCUGCUGGGCCAGCUGCGAUGAUUCACCUCUUGGAAUGGCAACUGGAUUCAUCAAAGACUCUCAGCUAAACGCUUCCUCUUAUUACAACACCAGUUACAUGCCACAGAAUGCAAGACCUCAACAGCCUGGAUCGUGGUGUGCGUCGACCGACGACAUUUCUCCAUUCUUACAGAUUGAUCUCGGUGUUUUGUAUGUUAUUUGUGCUGUGGCAUUACAAGGGAACAACUUAGAUGAUCAAUGGACAAAGACAUUCAGAAUUCAGGGCUCGACAGACGGAAAACAAUUCACAAGCUAUCAGGAAAAUGGAAAAACUAAAAUCUUUGCAGGGAAUACUGAUAGAAACAGCAUCACAAAGCAUUUUAUCCGUGAUUCGUUUGUUGUACGAUAUUUAAGACUUUUACCUAAAGAGUACCGUGGAAUUGCUUGUAUGAGAGCAGAGAUAUAUGGAACGAAGCAAACAGCUUGCGAGGAUUCAUCGAUUGGAGUUCGUGCAUUAGGCGGAGUACCGGAUCAUAGAUUUGGAGGAUCGACUGUUUAUCCACACGAGCAUCUCGCGUUUUCCUUUGCUCGUUUGUACAAUCAAUACGCAUGGGCUCCGCAGACAGCCACUGACCCUAACGAUUAUUUGCAAGUAGAUCUUGGGGAUGUAUAUGUUUUAUGUGCAAUCGCAACUCAGGGAGCCACUGCGCUUGAUGUAUGGUGUAAAUCGUACAAAUUGUCUUUAUCAAUGGAUGGUUCGUCGUGGGACAUGUAUAAAGAAAACAACAAAGUCAAGAUAUUCACUGGUAAUGUAGACAAGGAAACUGUAGUCAAGCAAAAGAUAGCAGCGUGUCCAACAGCGAAGAUUGUCAGGAUUUAUCCUGUUGCUUACAAAGGGUGGAAACAGUUAAGGGUGGAAUUCUUUGGAGUGCGACAGGAGUGCAGUAAAUCCCUUGGUCUGGAGCGAUAUAUGAGCAUAGAUCCUAUUAACCAGCUAUCCUCCUCAUCCCAGUCUGACUCAAGUCAUUCAGCGUCUAGUGGUCGCUUGUAUGGCUUGUCAUCAUGGUGCGCAGUGACUACUGUCAACCAGUUCUUCCAGGUUGAUUUCAAGCUAUCAGUCACUGUAACUGGAAUAACAACCCAAGGACAAUCGUCUAAAUGGGUCACAAGUUACGAUCUAGGAUUUGGGUACACAACAAAAAAAUGGCUGAAGUUACAGGGAUUUCAAGGUAACACUGAUGACAACAAGCCAGUAACUCACUGGCUACCAAAACCUAUUGGUACUCGUUAUGUACGUCUUUUACCCAAAACUUGGAGCACCUCCAUAUGCGUAAGAGUUGACUUCCACGGCUGUAAGCAAGUCGCCGCACCUUACAUCACUUCCAUAUCAGCAAGCAGCAACCUUACUGCUGGAAUUAAUUCAUCUAUCAACGUCACGUGCUCAGUAUAUGCUCUUCAAUACGUCACCAUCACCUGGCAACUAAAUAACACAGAUAUGACGUCAUUAUCAAGUUUUUACUCAAAUGAUGGAUUCUUAACAUCGGUUUUAAAGGUUCGCUUCCCAGUCGGAAGUGAAUUUCCAUUGAAGUGCAUCCGAGUGGACUUUACAUCACGUGCAGCAUCUUGCUCGUUAACAGUUACAUGUGAAGCUUAUUACCGGAGCAACAUAAGUUGGCCGUCUUCAAAAGACCAUGUCCUAUUCACCGAAAUGGAUGUUCCGGAUGCUCCAAUGAAUCUUACCGCAACAAAGAUAUUUGCACAUGAAGCGAAAUUGACCUGGAACCAGUCUUCUCCCACUAUUAGAGAAAGGCCAGUUAUUUAUUACGAUUUGCAUUGUAUUUGGAAAGACGGGAAGAGCAAUCUUAAGCUGAGUGGUAAUCUUCGUAGUUAUGAUCUUGACGGCCUAUUCCCUAAUACUUCUUAUACUAUUAUCUUGAGAGCUGUUAGUCAGGUUGGCAAAGGUUUUUGGUCAUCGGUACAGGUCGCUACUAAAGCUACAGAUUGCUAUAACAUCGGUGUUGGACUCACUAAUAAAGCACGAUUCGGUGAUAUGCUGUUCACCGCCACAUCAUAUCUUGACAAUGAUCACCGACCUGCUAAAUCUCGCCUGGACAGCGGCAGUUGCUGGAAACCACAUACAACUAGCUUGGCAAGUGACUACCUUCAAAUCGAUUUGGGUUCGUUGUACAGACUUUGUGGAGUGGUGACGAGAGGUAGUCCAAAGGGUGGUGUUUCAGAAUGGACAACAAAGUUCAAGCUGCAUUAUUCAUUAGAUAACGUAUUAUGGACUGUUUAUAAAGAAAAUGGAACCGCUAAGGACUUUAGUGGUAACUUCAAUGCCAAUUCAGAUGUAAAAAACUUAGUUAUACCCUCACCAAAAGCCAGAUUUAUCAGAAUUCAACCAACUGGAUAUCAAGGGUUUAAAUGUCUACGUGUUGAAUUCUAUGGAGCUCAACAAGAAUGUCAGGAGCCUCUGGGCAUUUUCAACAGAGGUGUAGAUGAUUUAUCGAUGACAGCAUCGAGUAACCAAAAUACGGCUUCACGUGGCCGUCUGUACAACGCCAAGGCUUGGUGCAGCUCAGUAACAUCAAAUACACAAUACCUUCAAGUAGAUCUGAGUCAAAUAAAAACUAUCAACGGUAUAGCAACACAGGGAGACUCAACAAGCAGUGCCUGGCUAACUAGCUUUACAAUACAAUAUAGUGUAGAUGGAAAGAAUUGGAAAGAUUUUACUGAUGGAAUGUCUACCAUAAAGAGCUUCAACGGUAACCUAGACAACAACAGUGUCCGCGUUCACUGGUUCAAUGAAGAAAUGAAAGCUCAACAUGUGCGAGUUAUUGGACAAACAUGGAACAAUGGUAUCUGCUUAAGAAUAGAACUUUAUGGCUGUUGGCCUAGCUGUGACGAUUCUCCUCUUGGAAUGACUACUGGAAUUAUAAAGGAUUCUCAACUAAGCGCCUCCUCGCAUUACAACAUAAGCUACAUGCCACAAUAUGGCAGACUUCAGCAGUCUGGGUCGUGGUGUGCGUCGACCGACGACACUUCUCCAUUCUUACAGAUUGAUCUCGGUGUUUUGUAUGUUAUUUGUGCUGUGGCAAUACAAGGAAACAGCCUAGAUGAUCAAUGGACUAGGAAAUUCACCCUUCAGGGAUCGAGAGACGGAAAGCUGCUCACAAGUUAUAUGGAAAAUGGAAAUGUGAAAAUUUUUGCAGGAAAUACCAAUAGAAACAGCAUCACAAAGCACCUACUUCGUGAAUCGUUUGUUCUGCGAUAUUUAAGAUUUCUAUCAAAAGACUACCAUAAUACCGCAUGUAUAAGAUCAGAAGUAUAUGGAACAAAGCAAACAGCUUGCGAGGAAUCAGCGAUUGGAGUUCGUGCAUUAGGCGGAGUACCGGAUCAUAGAUUUGGAGGAUCGACUGUUUAUCCACACGAGCAUCUCGCGUUUUCCUUUGCUCGUUUGUACAAUCAAUACGCAUGGGCUCCGCAGACAGCCACUGACCCUAACGAUUAUUUGCAAGUAGAUCUUGGGGAUGUAUAUGUUUUAUGUGCUAUCGCAACUCAGGGAGCCACGGGGGCUAAUGCAUGGUGUAAAUCGUACAAAUUAAGUUUAUCAACGGAUGGUUCGUCGUGGAACAUGUAUAAAGAAAACAACAUAGUCAAGAUAUUUAUUGGCAAUACGGACAAGGGAACAGUGGUCAAACGAAAAAUAUCCGGUUGCCCGACUGCAAAAUUUGCCCGGAUUUAUCCUGUCGACUAUGAACGGUGGAAACAGCUAAGGGUUGAAUUCUUUGGUUUAAGACAAGAAUGCAGGUCGUCCCUUGGACUGGAGCGAUAUAAGAUUAUUGAUCCUAUUAACCAGCUUUCCUCCUCAUCCCAGUCUGACUCAAGUCAUUCAGCGUCUAGUGGUCGCUUGUAUGGCUUGUCAUCAUGGUGCGCAGCGACUACUGUCAACCAGUUCUUACAGGUUGAUUUCAAGUUACCAGUCACUGUGACUGGAAUAACAACCCAAGGACAAUCGUCUAAAUGGGUCACAAAUUACGAUAUAGGAUUUGGCUUUACAACAAAAAAAUGGCUGAAGAUACAGGGGUUCCAAGGUAACAAAAAUGGCGAUACACCAGUGAGUCAUUGGCUACAAACUCCUGUUGGUGCCCGAUAUGUACGUGUACUACCCAACUUAUGGAAUUCUGGGGUUUGCUUAAGGAUUGACGUGUAUGGUUGCAAACAAGUAGUCGCACCUUACAUCUUUUCAAUAACUUCAAAUGGAAACCUCACUGCUGCGACUGGUGCAUCUGUCAAUGUCACAUGCUCAGUGUUUGCUCUUUCACACGUAACUAUCACAUGGCAGCAAAACAAGACAGAUAUGACGUCAUCCUCAAGCUCUUCCUGCAAUAAUGGAUUCGCAACAUCGGUUUUAAAGGUUCGAUUCCCAGUUGGAAAUGUUUUUCCAUGGAAGUGUAUCCAAAUUGAUCCUAUGUCACGUGCAGCAUCUUGCUGGAUUACAAUCACAUGUGAAGCUUAUUAUCACAGUAACAUUGUUGGUUGGCCGUCGUCAAAAGAUUAUGAUUUGUUCACAGAAAUGGAUAUCCCCGGUGUACCAAAGCAAUUUAGGGCUACUAGCGUGCGUUACAAUUCAAUUAACCUAUCCUGGGAUUCUCCUGCUAUCAUUGUAAGAGAAGGACCUAUAAUAUAUUAUGACCUGCAUUACAUCGGGAAUAACGUUCAUAGAAAUUCAAGUUUGCCUGUUUACCAACGCCACAUUGAACUAGAUGGUCUAGUUCAUAAUACAACAUAUACUAUAAAACUGCGUGCUGUCAGCUCUGUGGGAAAAGGAUUGUGGGCUACACUACACGUUACUACUAAAGAGCUUGAGCCUGUUCAAGUUUAUGUCAAUAGCCGACAGAUAACAUCCUUUGUCGAAGGUGAAGCCAAUCAGACCAUCGUGUGUCACGGUAGCGGCCAACCUCAACCGACAGUCCGAUGGUUUUACAAUGGUGAAGCAGUUCAGGCGGUCGACAAGGUUUUUCCCAAGUUCACUUCGCAAGUUGUGCAAGUGACGUGGAACAACAUAACAGAGAAACUUCAGAAUGUCAGCAGUCGACUUUAUCUUCGUGUAGGUGGAAUAACGCUGAAUGAUGCUGGAAACUACACUUGCAAAGCGUGGAAUGCAGUCAAUGAAUCGGCCGAAAAGACAGUAGAAGUAUUGUGUAAGUCGCGUGCAAAAACGUUUUGACUUU